Trichoderma asperellum CBS 433.97 is the source of this 846-nucleotide messenger RNA. RefSeq lists its product as uncharacterized. The record is from RefSeq and is a predicted model, not a curated record. NCBI's taxonomy places the organism in Eukaryota, Fungi, Ascomycota, Sordariomycetes, Hypocreales, Hypocreaceae.
AUUUUUUUUUAAUCAUGUUCGCGCCCGUCCAGCGCAUCACAAAAUCCCUCAAGCCACAGACUGUUGUAUUAGGUGCUACGCUCGUGUUUGCUGCUGUAGCUAGCGGCACAUACAGCUUUAGAAUAUACAAUCGAUAUAUUCGAAAAUACCAGAUACAUAUUCGACCAGAGAUAGGUGUGUCGGACUCACUUACCAACUCAAACAUAGUCCGCACCCUAGUCAACCCUCACAGCCAUGUUGCCAUGGGAGACUCUCGCUCAGUCGUUUUGACAACGCACUCAGGACAGGAGGCGCCAUCGGAUGAGGCCAUCCUCUCCGCACUUGUAAAUGGCUUUUUCUCAGGUCCAGUUUUUACGCCAGAAAGAAUUGCACUUCGACUUUUAGGACUCCAAUUGGUGAAGUUUGAAGGCUUGGCACCGACAUCACAACAUAUCUGGAAUACUUCACAGAUGCCCAAUACUCAUCUUCCUGCCAAAACAGCAAUAUUAUGGGGAUGUUUCCAAGUCGCCAAUAUUGAGUUAUCGAGCUCUACAUAUGGAGAUAAUAAAAGUAUAAUUGAUAUUGUCUUCGGUAAUAAUAAGGGGCAGUUUGCUGGCUGCCAUCGAUUUUCUAUCAAACGACUCGAGGCAAAGUCUCAUUCCCAGAGAGAGCCUACACAAUUUCACAUACAGUUGGAAUGCAUUGUCUGUAAUCCAACCGUUAAUAAGCCGAUUGGUAUUAGCUUUCUGGGAGGAUUUCACAUCAUAUACGCAAAUAUGCUUUUUAGGGAUGCUGUGACAGAGGCAAAGCACAGGCUAAGUCUUAGCAGUGCGUAAUAAAUGCCAUGCCGAAAAGUGAAGUUUUUCU